Nerophis ophidion (straightnose pipefish) is the source of this 1873-nucleotide messenger RNA. Its product is annotated as zinc finger protein 514-like. The transcript has 4 exons. Gene Ontology annotation, molecular function: RNA polymerase II cis-regulatory region sequence-specific DNA binding; DNA-binding transcription factor activity. The coding region runs from base 1 to 1779 and encodes 592 amino acids. NCBI's taxonomy places the organism in Eukaryota, Metazoa, Chordata, Actinopteri, Syngnathiformes, Syngnathidae. The record is from RefSeq and is a predicted model, not a curated record. Gene Ontology annotation, biological process: regulation of transcription by RNA polymerase II.
AUGAACACCAAGCAGGCCUUUCAGAAGGUGAAAACCCUGACAGGAUGCGGACCAAAAACAUCAUGCACCGUCAGUGACCCAGAAACCCUCUCUAAAGACCUGAACACAUUCUUUACCCAUUUUGAUCAUUUGGACUUCUCACCAGAGUGCCAGGACCUGCUGAGAGCCCUCCCACCACCAGACCCCGAGGAACAGGCCCCCUUCACAGAGGAGGAAGUAUGGCAACAGCUGAGCCGCUGCAAGCCAGGCAAGGCACCAGGGCCUGAUGGCAUUCCAGCCAAGGUGAUCAGGGACUACUGCAACAACGCACUGUGGCAAACUGCAACCAUCAUCCCAGUACCGAAUAAAUUCAGACCCACAGAACUCAACCAUUACCGCCCCAUAGCCCUCACAUCCAUAAUUAUGAAGUGCCUGGAGAAACUGCUGCUCUACAUCAUCCUUCCAGUUGUCACCCCACACCUGGACCCCCUCCAAUUUGCUUACAAGGCCAGGAGGGGUACAGAGGAUGCUGUGGCCUGCCUGCUGCAUCUCCUCCUCCAGUAUCUGAACUCCCAUCCCCAAACAACUAUUACACCUUAUGCUGUUCGUGGCAUCGUUGACGUCUGUGAGGAACAUCUUCUCUCUGAGCAAGAGGAGUGGAACUUCAGGAUGGUGAAGGAGGAACCACAGCCCUCUUACUUGAAAGAGGAAAACAAAGACCCACUCACCCCCCACUUUAAAGCCGAAGAGGAGGUGCCAGAGACCCCACACUUUAUAAAGAAAGUGAAGGACCCACUGACCUCCAACAUUAAAUGGAACAAGAAGGAACCACUGACCCCCCACUUUAAAAAGGAAGAGGAGGCGCCACAGACUUUGAACAUUAAAGAAGAGGAGGUGGAACACAGUAUCAGUCAGGAGGGAGAGCAUAUAGAAGGACUGGAGGAGUUCCCAGUGACUGGUGUCCCUGUGAAGAGUGAAGAUGAUGAGGUCAAAGGUGAAAGUGAGGAGAAGAGAGAGGCGGAGCCUCCAAGCAGCAGCUCAACACAACACAUGACAACAGAAGCUGAUGGAGACCUCUGUGGAGGAUCACAAGCAGACAAGCUCUUAGCUCCACUAUCAGAUAGUGAGGACACAACAUCACACUCUCCUGACACUGAUGAUGAAGACUCUAAAGAUGAUAAGACAUGUCACACUGACAACACUCACUUCACAUGUUCUCACUGUGACAAAACUUUUAAGUAUCAUUGUCAUCUCAAAGUACACAUGAGAACACACACUGGAGAAAAACCUUUUAUCUGCUCAGUAUGCAACGAAGGUUUUCGACAACGUCAAAACUUGAAAAGACACAUGAGAAUACACACUGGAGAAACACCUUUCAUCUGUUCAAUAUGUGGUAAAGGUUUUGCAGAAAGUCGGAAUUUGACAAGACACAAAAGAACACACACUGGUGAAAAAUCACAUUCCUGUUCAAUCUGUAGUAAAUAUUUUGUACAAAGUCAACAUUUGAAAGUGCACAUGAGAACACACACUGGUGAAAAACCUUUUUCCUGUUCAAUCUGUGGUAAAGGUUUUACACAAAGUCAUCAUUUGAAUGUACACAAGAGAACACACACUGGUGAAAAAUCAUUUUCCUGUUCAAUCUGCAGCAGAAGUUUUUGUGACCAAUCAAACCUUAUAAGACACAUGAGAAGACACCCAGGAGAGAAAGCGUUGAGUUGCAGUGUGUGUUUUGAAAGAUUCUCUUAUAAGUACCAGUGUGAGAAACACAAGUGUAUUGGUGAGAACAGCAGCAGCAAAUGAAACUGCACGAUUUGAAAUAAACUGUCAAGACUUUAAUUUUGACUUUCUAACAACAUCAGCACAUAUAACAUGUGUGACAUUGUUGUUGGUGUAA